This is a messenger RNA of Talaromyces marneffei, 654 nucleotides long. RefSeq lists its product as uncharacterized. Gene Ontology annotation, cellular component: nucleus; cytoplasm. Gene Ontology annotation, biological process: cell division; signal transduction; positive regulation of protein phosphorylation. Gene Ontology annotation, molecular function: protein kinase activator activity. The transcript is spliced from 5 exons. Lineage: Eukaryota; Fungi; Ascomycota; Eurotiomycetes; Eurotiales; Trichocomaceae. The coding region runs from base 1 to 654 and encodes 217 amino acids. The record is from RefSeq and is a predicted model, not a curated record.
AUGGCUUCCUUCUUGAACACAAUUAACGCGCGCACAAAGGGCCCCUUCAAACCGCGGUCAUCGCGCGGGACAUCCAGCUACCAGCUUCGAAAGUUUGCGGAGGAGACGUUAGGCAGUGGGAGUUUGAGGAAGGCUGUCAAACUACCUGAGGGCGAGGAUGUGAAUGAGUGGUUGGCUGUUAAUGUGGUCGACUUUUACAAUCAGAUCAAUUUGCUAUAUGGCUCCAUUACGGAGUUCUGCUCGCCGCAAUCAUGCCCCGAGAUGAAAGCUACAGAUGAAUUCGAGUACCUCUGGCAGGACUCCGAGAACUACAAACGACCAACCAAAAUGUCCGCCCCGGCAUACAUCGAACACCUCAUGGCCUGGAUCCAGGGGAACAUUGACAAUGAACAAAUGUUUCCCAGCCGAACCGGCGUCCCCUUCCCAAAGACAUUCCCCUCCCUAAUCCGACAAAUGUUCAAACGCCUUUAUCGUGUCUAUGCCCAUAUCUACUGCCAUCAUUAUCACGUCAUUCUCAAACUCGGCUUGGAGCCACACCUCAACACCAGUUUUAAGCAUUAUGUACUGUUUAUAGAUGAGCACAAUCUGGCGAGUGGGAAAGACUUUUGGGGUCCUUUGGGGGAUUUGGUGGAGAGUAUGUUGAAGAGUGAUUAA